Molecule: messenger RNA, 2688 nt
Organism: Acaromyces ingoldii
Lineage: Eukaryota; Fungi; Basidiomycota; Exobasidiomycetes; Exobasidiales; Cryptobasidiaceae
Exons: 2
Coding region: 126-2582 (818 amino acids)
Biological process (GO): positive regulation of transcription by RNA polymerase II
Cellular component (GO): nucleus
Source: RefSeq, a predicted model, not a curated record
CUCCUCUUUGGCUCAUCACCAUCACCACUGCCAUCACGACCAUCAAAGCAACCGCGAAGACGCCUGCCACUGCCACCAGCAAAACCUUACCUACUGUUCCUGGCGGCGAAGCAAGAAACCCACCAAUGAAGAGCGAGACUGGCUCGCCGUCGCUGUCGUCGCAGGGCGCGUCGCCUGGAAGCUAUGCGUCGCCCGCGGGGACCCACGCCACCACUGUUUCGUCCUCAUCGUCGAACCACGGCGGCGAAGAGACGAAGCUGAUUGCCUGUCGCUGGCAGGGCUGCGACCAGCCAUUCGAAGACCCCGAGGACCUCUACCACCACCUCUGCAAUGCUCACGUCGGGCGCAAGUCGACCAACAACCUCUGCCUCACCUGCAAGUGGGAGGGCUGCGAUGUCUCCUGUGCCAAGCGUGACCACAUCACCAGUCACUUGAGAGUCCAUACGCCACUGAAGCCUCAUGCAUGCGAGUCGUGUGGGAAGCAGUUCAAGCGGCCCCAGGAUCUCAAGAAGCACGAGCGCAUCCACACUGAGCAGCAUCAGCAGCAGCGUCAGAUGAAGUUUCAGUUGGCUGCGUCGACGCCAUCGCCCUACGGCCAGGCUCCUGCUGCAGCGAUCCCCGACGCCCACACCUACAACAAUUACCACCUCGCCGCCGCCCAAGCCGCCAGCCCACGGUCGCAGCAUGCGCAACCACCUCCUCAAUUCCAGUAUCCGUUCAACAGCGGUGGUGGUGCCCCCUCUCACCCCCCACCUACCCCUUCCUCACGGCUCUACCCCACGGCUUCCGGCUACCCUAACCUCACGCCGCCCUCUCGAUCGAACUACCCCUCAUCGCUCUAUACGUCCCAGGGCUACGCUAAUCCUGCCAAUACUGGCUUCCGGCCUCGCGAUGCCACGCCAAGCUACGUCCACGACACUUCGUCAGCACCUUCGCUCUCGCCCAUGUCAUCUCACCUUGGCACCCCCGCCGCCGGCAGCAGCCCGUCUGUCUACUCCAACAUGCCGUCGUCGAUGCAGCAGCAGCAUAGCGGUGACAGGUCCAACUCGUACCUGUCGAUGCAGAGCGAGCGGCCAAAGGCCCACGACGAUCCAAAUUCGUACGGCUACCUGGCAAAUGGCUCUUCGGUUGCUGGAGCGAAGCGAGGUUACGAUGCCGAUGCGCAGACUGCCUUUUGGGAAGACGUCCGCCGUAAGCGAGUCGCGCCCACCUACGAUCCAAACAUGGCGCAGAGGCUCGAGCACACCUUUGCCAACGGCAUCGAUGAUGCCUCGCUCCAGGCCCUCUUUUCGUCCGUUGAGUCGGCCAACAACGGCAACAGCAACAGCAGUGGUAGCAACAACAUGCCAGCUCACACUGGCCCGGUAGACCAGAGGCUCUCGCUUCCCGAGGCAUUCAAGCAGACAGACCUGGCCGAGCUCAAUGCGUUCCUGCUCCAGGUCGGAGCAGGUGCCGCCCGGCCUGAUGCUGCCCCGCAGCAGCAGGAGCACGAGUCGACGGUGCCUGCUGGCAACUUUGACUUUGCUCACCUUCUCCACCAGGCCGGCCUGAGCCAGAUUGCCGGUUUCGACGAGAACCUGCUCAACUACCCUGUCGACAUGAAUGCGCACCCGGAGCGCCCCAUUGCACAGCUGCCUCACCGUCAGCAGCCACACCACUCCUUUGACAACAUUCGUCCAUCGCGAGGACCUGCCAUGGUGCCUCAACUGGCACCCAGGGAUGUGGGCAGCAACCUUUACCGUCAUGUCGAGCCUUUGACUCGGGCCGCUCCCCUGUCUACCGACCGUGCACAGCCGGUGCUGUCGUCGGCCCCGCUCAAGGACACCGAAUCGGAUGACGAGAUGGAGGUCGAAUCUUCAUCCUCUUCGUCUUCUUCUUCACGAGGUCCUCUCUAUCCUCGUGUCACCACCGGCAGCAUCUCUAGGCGGUUGCCUGCGCUCUCUGGCAUCGAGCGAGGCAAUGCUUCGUCAAUCAGCUCGAUUCUCUCCAGCAAGCCUCUUCCACGGCGAAACGAGGGCUAUGCCACUUCAUAUCGCCACACAAGCUCAAGCCGAAGUAGAAGCUCAUCGGCCAGCCCACCACCGCCGACAAACGUCGAGAGCGAAGGACGGAGCCCCAGGCUGUAUCCAACCCUUCGACAGGAGAGCACUUCGAGCAUGGAUGGCAUCACGGAGGAUGUAGCAGCCAUCAAAGUCGGAAGGAGCGUCUCCUCGUCGCCGACCCCAGACGUUCCCGAGGCAGUCCGACAGAGCCACGCUCGCAUCAUUGUCGACCUCCUCAUCGCCCUCAACUUUCCCGAGCGAAGAACAGUGCAUCGCGAACACCGGCUCCCGCCCCUCCGGCUGCACCAUGAUGACUCGACGAUGGUUGACGAGAACAGGACCCCUACACGGGCCCAGUCCGUGCGCGACGACGACGAGGAGGAGGAAGUGGACGAGAUUGAGGAGGCUCCCAUGGCGAGCACACCCAAGCUCGAGUCGCAGAGGAUUCUGCCCAAGAUUGCCGACCUCCUGAACAAGGAAGACGUUGCUCCUGGUCCAAAAGGCGCUGGCGGCCGCAAGAUUAUGGAUGUAGAUGUAUAGGCCUAUCGAAACUCUGUAUAUUUUGUGAUAAUUCUUCUCUCUCUUCCUAGGACAAUUCUUCACCCUUUUUUUUUCUCUUUCGCAAUGUCAGGCGACUUAUACAUCG